Xiphophorus maculatus (southern platyfish) is the source of this 2443-nucleotide messenger RNA. It is a transcript of the gene dachc, whose product is annotated as dachshund homolog 1-like. The record is from RefSeq and is a predicted model, not a curated record. The transcript has 11 exons. Lineage: Eukaryota; Metazoa; Chordata; Actinopteri; Cyprinodontiformes; Poeciliidae. Bases 80 to 1924 code for a protein of 614 amino acids.
CAUAAUAGUUGACUUGAACUUUUGCUUUUCUUUUUUUUUUUUUUUUAACUUGCACUCUUUUUCGCCGACAAUUACUACCAUGGCAACUCCUGCCACUCCGACUCUGCUUCCCGCAGCUCCACUCGGUCACCACCCGGUACCCAGCUCCGUCUCCCCGGCCACCAACUCUCCGCCACCCGCCGCCACCUCCGCCGCGUCCUCCCCGGCUCCACCGGUGCCGCACCCGGCGCUGCUUCACCAGUUCCGGGCGGACCUCCUGCUGCCCAACGGGACCCCGCUGAAGGGCGGCGGAACCCCGCUGUCCGCCGGGGCCAAACCCGUGUACGCCACCGCGUCGCCCGUGGAGAGCACGCCGCAGAACAACGAGUGCAAGCUGGUGGAGGUGAAAGGUGCCAAGCUGGCCUCGUUCACGGUCAAAGGCACGGAGCUCAUCUGUCUGCCGCAGGCUUUCGACGUGUUCCUCAAGCACCUGGUCGGCGGGCUCCACACCGUCUACACCAAGCUGAAGCGGCUGGACAUUAGUCCGGUGGUGUGCAACGUGGAGCAGGUCCGGGUGCUGCGGGGGCUGGGAGCCAUCCAGCCCGGGGUGAACCGGUGCAAACUCAUCUCCAGGCAGGACUUCGAGACGCUCUUCAACGACUGCACCAAUGCAAGCUCGAGGCCCGGACGACCGCCCAAGAGGCUGCAGAGUGCGACAGAGGGCGGGACGCACCACAUGCUGUCUCACGGCGGUCUGAUUCACGCUGGGAUCAUGCCUCCUGCAGAUCUUUCUGCGCUGGCCAAAAAGAUCAAGCUGGAGGCAAUGGCGGGUUACCAUAGUAGUCAGCAACAUAGUGGGCCAAACGGAGAGAACGGUGACCACAACCCUGGUCUGGUUUUGGACCAGUUGCCCUUCAUGAUGAUGUCACAUCCUCUGAUUCCUGGCAGCCUGGCGCCAGCCUCUGUUUCCAUGGCAAUGGGCCAGAUGAACCGACUGAGCACGCUGGCCAGCAUGGCCAACGUGGCGCAACUCCACGCCAACCCACCUGCCAGGGCUCCCACCUCUGUCAUUAAGGAGCGAGUACAGGACACUCCUUCCCCUUCUCCUUCUCUGGAAGAAGCUCAGAUGUCAUCCAAUCACAGCAGCAGCGUGUCCAGUUCACCGCUACAUAACGAGCGCACCGCAGAAACAACACAUCAACUUCAUGACGGCCUGUCGUCGGGUCACAGCGUUCUGGGUCACUCUCCUGGCAUGGUGCAGGGCGCCAGAGAGACAGAUGGGACGCCAAUGGAUUACAACAAGGAGAACAAGAGAAAUCACACCGACAGGGACAACAGCUCCUUGGCUGCACAGACGACCAGGGAGAGCGGUGAUAGACAAGUCUUCCAGAAAGCCCUGUUGGCCAGGGAGGGCUGCGAGAGGCUUUCUUACCCCGCAGGACAGAAGCUCCCAGCAGGUCUCCACCACACUCCCUUCAUCUUCCCGGAAGGCCUGUCCUCCAUAGAGACCCUGCUCACGAACAUCCAGGGUCUGCUGAGGGUUGCCAUAGAGAACGCCCGAGCGCAGGAGAAGCAGGACCAGCUGGAGAGGACGGAGCUGAAAAUGGAGCUUGUCCGAGAGAGGGAGCUGAGGGAGACCUUGGAGAGACAGCUGAGCAUGGAGCAGAAGAACAGAGUUCUGAUUCAGAAACGUCUAAAGAAAGAAAAGCGCAGCAAGCGGAAAUUACAGGAGGCCUUGGAAGAGGAGGUCAAGCUGCGUGAUCAGGCAGAGCACACACUGCUGCACACUGCCAACACACACAUAGGCCAUCAAUCACUGGCGGCGCCUGCUCACGCAGAAUCUGUGACCCAGGACGCCGACGGGAGCGGCCACGACGACAGCAGGCUGGACAGCAAGGCGACACAAGAGGCCAGAGUUUUCAUGCAAACCACAGGGAGGUACUGAGGUUCAGGAACGAACAGAUGGACGAAUGGAUGGACGGAUGUAUGGAGGAAACGGUGAUGAAGAUUCCUCAUUUUUUGACACAUACAAUCAACAGGCAUGCUCAGUCCGGCAGUGGCAUCCGGGACACAAAUCUCUGCUUCCCCUACAUCGCGAGGGUGACGUCUGUGUGGUUUAAUUUAUUGCCUCUAUCAUCAAUUCCCAACUGUGGUGGGCAGAGCAUUUUAUUCUGAUGUUGUGUUAAAGUGUGUUUCUUUUAAUCCAAGUUUUUAAAUCGUAGAUUAAAAUGACCAUAGUUUUUUUUCUGUCAGUGCUGUUUGUUUAAAGCAAGUGAUGAACAUAACUUGUAAGAGAGGUGUGUACAUAUAUAUAGUCAUCAUUUUUAUUAUUGUUAUUAUUAUUAUUAUUAUUAUUAAUAUGAAAAACAAGGCAUGUUGUACAGUCAGUAAAUGACUCGUAUUGUGUAUGUUAUGCAGUAGUGCAGUUUGACAAUACAAACAAUACAGAUUCUUUUUAUCAUAC